AUGGAGAGUCCGGCUAAGAGAAGGAAGAAGAACGACUCCAAAUCCGCCGCAGUGCCGCACCGCAGCCUCGAUUUCUUUUUCCGCAAGCAAAAUGAACAACAGAAGGAAGCGAGAAAUGGAACAGUGCAGAGUGAUGAGAUGGCGACCACGGAUUUGUCGGUUUCGGAGAAGGAGCUGACAGACGAAGAACUGGCCAGAAAGCUCCAAGAGGAAUGGGCAAGAGAAGACGGACCGCGAGAAAGCACUCUGAAUGAUGCCAAUAGCCACAACUUGCCAAAGGAUGCAGAAGCACACGAGCACAAGGCUGAGGAAGAUGUCAGGGACUUUGUCACCGCUGCUAUUGAUCAGACCCCUCCAACUGGACCUCGAUCACCGUCGAACAUCAGUAAGAAGGGAGUCCUUGGAUUGCAGUCUACGGCCUCCGAAGAAGACACCAUCACAUUGAUAAUCCCCUUUGAUCAAAGUCCUUUGGUGUUCGAUCCUUCACACUAUGUCCCGGAAUUGAAGAGGCAUUGGGCAGCAGACGGAGGCAGCGCAUCAUACGCGCUUCUAACUCGAUGCUUCGUACUGGUCAAUUCAACUCAAAGUCGGAUCAAAAUUGUUGACACACUGGUCAAUUGCCUGAGGGUCAUCAUCGAGGCUGAUCCAGAGAGUCUUUUGCCUGCUGUUUGGCUAGCUACAAACUCCAUCUCGCCACCUUACAUCUCUCUGGAACUAGGUCUGGGCGGCUCUGCGAUAUCCAAGGCUUUAAAAAAGAUAUGCGGUCUCGAUGGAGCCGGCCUGAAAACACUCUAUGACAAGCACGGAGAUGCAGGAGAUGUCGCAUUUGAAGCAAAGAAGCGACAGAGCUUUACACUGAGAAAGCCAAAGCCGCUCACUAUCAAAAGUGCCUACCAAACACUAGUCAAGAUUGCCAGCAGUAAGGGCCAUGGCAGCGUCGAACAGAAGCAGCGACUAGUGGAACGCCUCCUCCAAGAUGCACGCGGACCAGAAGAGUCUCGAUACAUUGUGAGGACAUUGGUCCAGCAUCUGCGAAUUGGAGCCGUCAAGACAACCAUGCUGAUUGCUCUGGCACGAGCUUUCCAGCUCUCACGUCCGGCCGGCGCGGACUUUCCCAUCAGGAACACCGCCGAGCUAAGCAAGCUCAAGAAAGAGGAAUUGGCUGUUUUAUGGUCGAAGGCAGAAGAGACUGUGAAGACCUGCUUUGCACGGCGGCCAAAUUACAAUGACCUUGUGCCUGGCCUCCUAGAAGUUGGUGUCUCGGAAGAACUGCUGCUGCGUUGUGGCCUAGCAUUGCACAUCCCUCUACGUCCGAUGCUGGGUAGCAUUACUCGGGACUUGAGCGAGAUGCUCACAAAGUUACAAGGGCGAGACUUCAGUUGUGAAUUCAAAUACGAUGGACAGCGAGCGCAAGUUCACUGUGACGAACGCGGCAACGUCUCCAUCUUCUCCCGACAUCUCGAAGUCAUGACUGACAAAUACCCCGACUUGGUGGCGCUGGUGCCCGAAAUCCGCGGCGACGGUGUAUCCAGCUUCAUCUUAGAGGGAGAAGUCGUCGCUGUGGAUAGAAAAACAGGUGAACUCAAGACCUUCCAAACCCUUACCAACCGAGCCAAGAAGGACGUCGAUAUCGGGUCUAUCCAGGUUGAUGUGUGUUUGUUUGCAUUCGAUCUCAUGUACCUCAAUGGCGAGCCUUUACUAGAUCGUCCCUUUCGAGAGCGACGCGGCCUGCUCCGCAGCAUGUUCAUUGAAAAAGAACAUCACUUCACAUGGGUGAACAGCGUUGACGCCACCUCUGCAGACUCCGAGGCCGUGUUGGAGUUCUUCAAGUCCGCGACUGAUAUGAAAUGCGAGGGUAUCAUGGUCAAAGUGCUAGACAACUUACCGAAUCCUGAUCUUGCGGGUCUGGAGGAAGACGAAGACGUCCCUGCACCAGCACCUGUGACCCCAAGUAAGAAGAAAACCGGCAAGAAAACUCAGGCUGAGAAACAAGAAGAGAAAGAAAAAGGUACUCGUCGUAAAGCCCUCCUCUCAACUUAUGAGCCGGACAAACGCCUCGACUCCUGGCUCAAAGUGAAAAAAGACUACGCUCAGUCCGCCGAUACGAUCGACCUCAUUCCCGUAGCUGGGUGGCACGGCCAAGGCCGGAAAGCGAAGUGGUGGUCUCCCAUCCUGCUCGCGUGCCGUAAUCCUGAGACUGGGAGUUUGGAAGUGGUUACGAAAUGUAUUUCGGGGUUCACUGACAAAUUCUACCAGGCAAACAAGGAGAAAUACGCCGAAGACAGCGAUAACACAAUGCGGACAAAGCCGACUUAUAUUGAGUACAGUGCGUAUGAACCUGACGUAUGGUUCGAACCGCAAGAAGUGUGGGAGAUGGCCUUUGCAGAUAUCACGUUGUCACCGACAUACACAGCUGCGAUAGGACUGGUUAGUGAGGAGAGAGGCUUAAGUAUGCGGUUCCCCAGGUUUCUGAAGGUGAGACAAGAUAAGAGUAUUGAAGAGGCGAGUACGAACGAGUUCUUGGCCGGUUUAUACAGGAAGCAGGAAGCGCGGAUGAAGGAGACUGGGAAGGCCGGAGGAGAAGCCGAUGGCGAGGAAGACGAGUUUGAAGAAUAA
Molecule: messenger RNA, 2616 nt
Organism: Cladophialophora psammophila CBS 110553
Lineage: Eukaryota; Fungi; Ascomycota; Eurotiomycetes; Chaetothyriales; Herpotrichiellaceae
Product: DNA ligase 1
Exons: 1
Coding region: 1-2616 (871 amino acids)
Biological process (GO): double-strand break repair via alternative nonhomologous end joining; lagging strand elongation; DNA recombination
Cellular component (GO): DNA ligase III-XRCC1 complex
Molecular function (GO): DNA binding; DNA ligase (ATP) activity; ATP binding
Source: RefSeq, a predicted model, not a curated record